Messenger RNA from Capra hircus (goat), 1428 nucleotides. RefSeq names its product ring finger protein 32 (gene RNF32). The transcript has 8 exons. NCBI's taxonomy places the organism in Eukaryota, Metazoa, Chordata, Mammalia, Artiodactyla, Bovidae. The record is from RefSeq and is a predicted model, not a curated record. Bases 1 to 1287 code for a protein of 428 amino acids. Gene Ontology annotation, molecular function: protein binding.
AUGCGCAAUGCGGCUGCAAGCGGGGCGGGACUGGCGAGCCUGCGCAGUGUGGCAGAGCCGCGAUGGGCCUCCGGAAAGCGUCUCCCGGCCCGGGGCGGCCCGGGGCUGAUGAGCAUGCGCGCUGGUGCUAGCCUGGCGCGGCGGCGGUUGCUAGGCAACGGCGAGCGGCGUCGGUGGAGGGCUCCGGCCGCGGUGGGCGUGCGGCGGGCGGGGUCGGUUGCGCCGCAGGUGUGGUCUCCGGGUCAUUCCUCUAAACAGGAUAACUUAGCAGUCACUGCAGUGGCUUUGCAAGAUCACAUUGUACAUGAUCUUCAACUUCAGAAUCUUUCAAUAGCAGAUUAUUCUAAGACAAAGGUACAAAAGACAGAGAACAGAUCCAAAUCUCUAAAAAGAAAUGCAAAGGCAAUAAUAGAUACUGGGCUUAAGAAGACCCCACAAGGAGGCCCUAAAGUGGAAGAUCCAGAAAAAGAAUAUGUUCUUGAUCCAAAACCACCACCAUUAACUUUAGCACAGAAGUUGGGCCUCUUUGACCCUCCCCCAUUGCCACUGUCUGCGGAUGAAUGGGACAGAGUGAAGCAGAGGUCCGUUGAGCAGGGGGACUCCAUGCAGCCGUGCCCGAUAUGCAAAGAGGAGUUUGGACUUCACCCGCAGGUGCUGCUCUCCUGCUCACACGUGUUCCACAGGGCUUGCCUUCAGGCUUUUGAAAAGUUCACAAAUAAAAAAACCUGUCCUCUCUGUAGAAAGAACCAGUACCAAACCCGGGUGAUCCGCGAUGGGGCCCGACUCUUCAGAAUCAAGUGCGCGACCAGGAUCCAGGCGUCCUGGCGCGGACACGUGGUCAGGAGGUGGUACCGGGACCUGAGGCGGACAGUGCCGCCCGCAGAUGCCAAGCUCAGGAGGAAGUUCUUUGAAGCCAAGUUCACAGAGAUCAGCCAGCGCCUGCUCUGCUCCUUCCGCACGGACAUCGACGCGCUCUUCUCUGAGGUGGACCACUGCCUGGCCGUCAACCGCAGCGUCCUGCAGCAGCUGGAGGAGCGCUGUGGCCGCGAGCUCUCCGAAGAGGAGUGGGGCGAGAUCCAGACCCAGGCCCUGUGCCGGGAGGCCCCCGACUGCCCCAUCUGCCUCGCCGCGCUGGCGCCACGGGAGAGGGUCCUGCUGUCCUGCUCACACGUGUUCCACCACGCAUGCCUCCAAGCCCUGGAGGAGCUCUCCCUGGGGGACAGCGCACCUUUCCACACGUGUCCGCUCUGCCGCUGCUGCUAUCAGAAGAGGAUUCUUGAAUGUUGAAUUCACAGGGAAAAAAUUGCAUAAUUCAGGGGGGCAGUGUUAACCUUAUUGUUGGUAGUUGUAGGUUAGGAAAGCUGACAAUAUUUUAAAAGCUCACAAAUCCAUCCAAUUCUAGUCUUUAUAAAAAGAAAACUUCAAAUU